This is a messenger RNA of Puccinia graminis f. sp. tritici CRL 75-36-700-3, 1236 nucleotides long. RefSeq lists its product as uncharacterized. NCBI's taxonomy places the organism in Eukaryota, Fungi, Basidiomycota, Pucciniomycetes, Pucciniales, Pucciniaceae. The record is from RefSeq and is a predicted model, not a curated record. The coding region runs from base 1 to 1053 and encodes 350 amino acids. The transcript is spliced from 9 exons. Gene Ontology annotation, biological process: carbohydrate metabolic process. Gene Ontology annotation, molecular function: hydrolase activity, hydrolyzing O-glycosyl compounds.
AUGUUCUAUGCCACUGGACAGUGGGGUGCUUCACCAUCAGCCUACCAGACCACAGCUAAUAGUUGGAGAGUAGCUGAUGACACCUUAGAUAACUGGAAUUCUUUUAUCAGAACAUUGAAUGCAGUCUUCCCGUAUACCUUGGAUACCAAGGGCCCAUACAACGACCUUGGAUUUCUCCAACUAGGGGAAAACAAACUCACAAUGGCUGAGAAGAUAACUCAGUUUUCAUUUUGGGCUGCAGCAAAAUCUCCCCUAAUCUUUUCAACUGAUAUAUCCCGCCUCCGUCAGGAGGAGAUUGCGCUUUUAACAAACCCAAGGGCAAUCGCCAUCAAUCAAGACGACCUCGGCCAAAGUAUCACCCUAAAGCACCGAUACUCUGGUGAUAUGGAUAUCUGGAGUGGACCUUUAAGUGAUGGUAGUACAGUUGCAGUCAUCAUUAACUGGUCAGAUGACGAUCCACAAAAAACAAUUCAGCUCGCAGAUUUGGGUUUUUCAUCUGCACACAUGUAUGAGGUACUAACUGGAAACGAUCUCGGAUUCUUCAAAGAUAGUUAUUCCACCACAAUUGAGAAACACGGGAGCUUGUUCCUAAAGUUAACUGAGACCAAACCGGCUCCCCAGCGCAAUUUCAAGCGCUUCCCAGUUGAAAUGGCUGAGAUAACGGGUUCGGCGGUAAUGAAAGAUACAUCGCGUGGUAUCAAGGUAGCAGCUAAUCUCAAGCCUGAUGGGAAGACUGGAGUGCGCUGGAAGAACAUACCCGGUGCAAAAAACGGGAAUACUUUAGUUAGCUUUGAUUACAUCAAUGCUCAGCUGUCAGCUGGAAACAUGGAUGAUUCCAAAUUGAACUUCAAGCACACAGCUAUUAUCAUAAAUGACGACUUCGACCAUCCAUUUUUUGUAGAUUUCCCCAUAACUGGAUUGACUUGGGAGAAUAUGGCUGAAGGAUUUCUCGUCUCACUUCCCCUACAUCCCGGCGAAAACACAAUCCUUGUUCGGGGAGAAGGCGAAUGGGCCCCAGACUUUCACUGUUUAUCGGUCGAGCAAACAGCUUAACAGGACAAUCCUUUUUUCCAUCACAGACACUAUCCCGGUAAUCAUCAAACCGCAUCAUCUUUUAAUCUUUUCCACACCAUGGUCGGACUAUGUGUGAUCCCCAAAUGUAAACAGGGAUGUCAUUUGAUGAACAUGCUCUGAGUUAAUCCAAUAUCCAAAUGUGCAAUAAAAAAAAUAAAUAUG